Molecule: messenger RNA, 1821 nt
Organism: Phaeoacremonium minimum UCRPA7
Lineage: Eukaryota; Fungi; Ascomycota; Sordariomycetes; Togniniales; Togniniaceae
Product: putative sorting nexin-41 protein
Exons: 4
Coding region: 1-1821 (606 amino acids)
Biological process (GO): retrograde transport, endosome to Golgi
Molecular function (GO): phosphatidylinositol binding
Source: RefSeq, a predicted model, not a curated record
AUGUUCCAUGACAUAGACUUGCGUUCAAUGUCAGAUGAUGCUGAUUCCGACUGGGAGCAAUUAGACCCUCGAUUUGAUGCGCCUCAGACCCCCUCCUCGACUGGCGACGAGGCUCCACCUCCACCUAGCUAUCGAACCGAAGCCAGCGAUGUCGAGAGCGACGAUGAAUACAAUGCCCAAGGUCAAGGCGAGCUGGCCCCUCGGCGCAAGCCAGGAGGCUAUGACAGCCGGGUUGAGCAGAUACUCUACGAGAACCCACAGCUCCCGAUUUUAAUCACCGAUGCGGGGAAAAGCCUCGAGAGUGGUGGUAGAUAUAUUGUCUAUACCAUUCGAACAGGAGAUCUUGAGGUUCGCAGGCGCUACUCGGAAUUUGCCUCUCUCCGGGAUGCUUUGACUAGACUUCACCCCACACUCAUAAUCCCUCCAAUUCCAGAGAAACAUACUAUGGCAGACUAUGCAGCAAACCCAACGAAUGCGAAGCAAGACCAACAAAUCAUUGACCUUCGAAAGCGCAUGCUUGCCGUCUUUCUCAAUCGUUGCCGGAGAAUGGAGCAGGUGCGGACAGACGGUGUUUGGUGGCGUUUCCUUGACCCGAACGCCAGUUGGAACGAGGUGCUACAUUCUCAUCCUAUCGCAUCCAUUCCGAAGUCUAUCUUCAGGGCACCACCACUAGACCCGGCCAAUCCCUCAGCAGGCCAUGCCUUCCUGCCUAUUCCUGCGACCUCUGCAAAGCUCAAGACUGGACAGGGGGCAGGCCCAAGUGUUGAGACUGCUUUUGGCACUGAGAGUGUUGCCCGUUUCCCUCCCGAGUCUGGCGAUAUCAGCGAACAAGAGUUGGAUCCAUAUUUCUUGUCAUUUGAAGCCUCUAUCAAGGACCUAGAGCAGCUUCUCAUGGGCCCCAUGGAGAAAGUAAAUCGACGAACACUGAGCCACCUGUCUUCUUUAGCCUCGGAUUUGUCCGAGCUGGGAGCUAGGUACAACGCGUUCGCACUAUCUGAGCAGGCACCGACACUAGGUCCUGCAAUCGAACGAAUAGGGCAGGCUGCUGAUAUGUCAUACAUUGCGACUGAAGAGUUGUCGACAUCGCUAGGUGCCAGUUUUGCAGAGCCGAUGAGAGAGAACGCACAAUUCGCGGGAGUUGUGCGGAGUGUUUUGAAGUACAGAGUACUUAAGCGUGUGCAACAAGAGAUGACGAAUGAUGAGCUCAAUAAAAAGAGAGCUCUCCUGGACCAACUAGAGCGUAGCGAGGCCGAAGCCAGGAGAAUUGAUCAAUAUCUCAGCAGCAGCCAACAGAUACAACCUCCGCGAAGGUCCACCAGCAUGCGCGAUCCAGCGCCCCAGCAUCGGAGGGACGGUAGCCAAGAGGAUACCGCUUCUAUCGACUCUGAUUUCCCUCCCACGCACGGCGAUGUUUCCUCUGCACCGUCAGCUAAGAUCGGCACUCCAGAGAGAUCCAACAGCAAUCCAGGUCAUAAGAAGGCGGCAAGCGGAAAUUCUAUUACGAAUAAGAUCUUCGGCCCAAUCCGCCACGCGGUGCAGGGUGUUGUCGACGUUGACCCAGAGCGGACACGGAGGGACACCAUUGGGAAGACUCGAGAGUCUAUCAGUCAACUCGAGCAAGCUCAAGUUGCCGCCGCGCAAGAUGUAAAGGAUGCAAGCGCCAGUGUGCUCAAGGAUCUCAAGAGAUUCCAACGGGAGAAGGAAGAUGAUCUGAAGCGAUAUAUGCUGGCAUAUGCCAAGAGUCAGAUCGAGUGGGCGAAGAAGAACAGAGAGACGUGGGAGGAGGCGAGAGCAGAGGUGAACAAGAUUGACGAAUCUUGA